UCUACCGCCUGGGCACUGCGGGCUGGCCCAACGAGAAGGCGGCCGCCACGUAUCUCCCCGAGUCCCAGGAGCCGAGAUCUGCCUUCCAGCCGCGCGCGACCCGUCUUCUGCGCCUGCGCGAGAACCCAGCCACUGCGCGCGGCUUAAACCACACCCCCUCCCGUUUGACCACGCCUUCGGAGACUCCGCCCCUGUCUCCCUGAGCCUCACGCAGGAUCCUGAACCUCAAUGAUCCUACUGCAGCCCUCGGAACGAGGCCCCCAGGGUAGGACCCAGCGCCGCUCGCAGGCGACCUUGGGGGUGACUCGGGGCCCAGAUGCCAGCUCCCCUCUCCGAGGAGCUGUGCUUAUGAGCACCAAGCGCCGCCUGGAGGAGGAGCAGGAGCCCUUGCACAAGCAGUUCCUGUCUGAGGAGAACAUGGCUACCCACUUCUCUCGACUCAGCCUACACAAUGACCACCCCUACUGUACACCCGCCGUGGCCUUCCCCCCAGCCUUGCCCCCACUCAGGAGUCCUUGCUCUGAGCUGCUUCUCUGGAGAUACCCUGGGAGCCUCAUCCCCGAGGCACUCCGGCUGCUCAGGCUGGGGGACACCCCCAUGCCUCACUACUCUGCAGCCCCAGCUGGGGAUACAGUGGAGCUCUGAGUGCUGGUGAGCAGUGCCUUUCCCACUUUUCAUCUUCCUCACAAGAGAAGAGACCAGCGACCCCCACAACAAAAGGAUAAAUUGCUUGCCUAUUCUCCAGAAGGUCCUGGUAUCAGGACCUUCCCCCAACAGAGGACACUGAGCUCAGUGGAGCCUGGAAACAGGAAGAGCAAGAGUAUGGGAAGGGAGGCACCCUGCCCGCAGGAGAACUGAAUAAAGAUUGAUAAGCAAAAGAA
Messenger RNA from Otolemur garnettii (small-eared galago), 881 nucleotides. RefSeq names its product host cell factor C1 regulator 1 (gene HCFC1R1). The record is from RefSeq and is a predicted model, not a curated record. The transcript is spliced from 5 exons. The coding region runs from base 229 to 645 and encodes 138 amino acids. NCBI's taxonomy places the organism in Eukaryota, Metazoa, Chordata, Mammalia, Primates, Galagidae.